Messenger RNA from Alternaria hordeiaustralica, 843 nucleotides. RefSeq lists its product as uncharacterized. The transcript has 2 exons. The coding region runs from base 1 to 843 and encodes 280 amino acids. NCBI's taxonomy places the organism in Eukaryota, Fungi, Ascomycota, Dothideomycetes, Pleosporales, Pleosporaceae. The record is from RefSeq and is a predicted model, not a curated record.
AUGGCCAACUUGACACGCCGCCAACAGCGAAAGACCACAGCGACGGCUAAGCUAGGAAACCUGGACCUUCUCCUUGUCGCUCUACGAGCAGACCUCGGCCCCGACUGGGGGUGCUACAAGGAACUCAUAGAGGGCGCCGCAGCUGCGAAGGCAAACGGCGAGAGUGUUUCCGCCUGGGUCGACCAGAUCGAGCCGCUGGUACGAAGCACCGCUUCGCAAUUCGCUCAUCAGGGGGUACUCUAUCUGUUAGGCAUCAAGGUGGGUAGUGAAGCUUCUUCUGUCACCAAGGCCACCAACGCGACCAACGAGACCAACGAUAUGUCCGCUCCACCUCCUGACACCCGACGCCCAGGGCAAUCAGUACAGCCCCCAGCCAAGAUGCAGAGCAACUUCAACCCCAGCUGGACGCCCAUGCCCUUCCCCAGUCCCAGUGCCUACAUACCACCGACACCCACCCCAGUCGCAUCCAAGAAACGCUCAGCGGCCAACGUCGCUUUCCAAGGUCAGAAGCAAGCUACCGCGACACAGCCUCUCAAAUCCGACUGGGUCGGCGGUUACGUCCUUCACCAAGAUCCCGCCUUUCGCCGCGACGUAUUCGAGUUCUUUGGCCACACAGUACCCGACAAACCCGAUCCCAAGCACCACGAUCAAUCCGAUGUAUCAUCUGUGUACAAGGCCGCGGAUGACGAUCUGGCGGUUUGGAGGGCGGGCGCUGGAGCCGAGGGCGAGGUGAAGGACGGUGGUCAAGAGAGUCAGAAGGACAGGAUCAAGGCUGUGGAGGAUGCGAAGCGGGAGCGUGUGCGAGAAGGCUUGCGCUACCAGCUUUUUGACAAGUUGGAUUGA